Molecule: messenger RNA, 1059 nt
Organism: Cokeromyces recurvatus
Lineage: Eukaryota; Fungi; Mucoromycota; Mucoromycetes; Mucorales; Mucoraceae
Exons: 2
Coding region: 1-1059 (352 amino acids)
Source: RefSeq, a predicted model, not a curated record
AUGUUGGCUGCAAUAAAACUUUAUUUUCAGUCAGAACACCAGGUCAUAUUACCUGAUGAUGCUAUUACAUUAGUCCCUUUAGAAGGGGAAGGCAAAGUAGAAGAUCGAGUGAAUCAUUUAUAUAGUCAAUUGUUGGAUAAUUCUGAAUGGUUAGAGGCUGUCUCAUCUGCAGACGUCAUAAUGUGGGCUACUCAUUCACAAGGUACACCUGUAUCACUCAUGUUAUUGCAUCGUUUGCUAGAAAGAGGUCAUGUUCAUCUUAUUCGACAAUCCAUCACUGUUUUAGCUAUGGCAGGCAUUUCUCAAGGUCCUUUUCCUGCUUUAAAAGGAAAUUUAUAUUUUGAGGCAGAUGCUGCUCGUGAAUUAUUCGAGUUUAUGGAUUCAGAAAGCCCUAUUUCAAUUAAAUAUCGACAGUCUGUAGACUACGUAUUAAAAAAUGGAGUUAAAGUUGUCUUGACUGGCUCAAUGCAGGAUCAAGUCGUACCACUUCAUUCAGCUCUCAUGUCCUCCGUCCAGCAUCCUUCUCUCUUACGAACGCUUUAUAUUGAUCAUCAUCUUUAUUCUACAUCUGAUAAUGAGUUUUUGAUUCGGUUGAUUGUUUUUGCUUUACGGUUACGUAAUAUGGAUUUAUCUGAUCAUGAUCUCUUGGUCUAUUUAAGUGAUAUACUUGCAGGAAGUUUAUAUGUUCUCGAAGGAGGACAUUCCACCAUUUACGAAGAGAUAGGUGUUUAUUUAACUGCUGUUCAAUAUACAUUUGGAACUGCGCCUUUUGGAAAUCGUAUACGAUCUGUACAUUCUUCUCCAAGAACAACAGGACCUGAAUCAUCCAUUCUCCUAGAACCCACCCUAAUACCCUUUACUGCUAAACAGCAAUUGAAUCCAUUUUAUUUACCUUGGGCUUUGCAUGCUAUUUGUCAUGAUUCAAAUAUAUUAGAAAAUACGUCUCUUAAAGAAGACUUGUCUACCAUGUUGACUUUAUUUAAGAAAUGGGAGCCCACCAGUACUCGUUUAAAAGAGCUUAAAUUUAGACUAGAUCCUUUUAGAACAUUUAAACUAUGA